Messenger RNA from Haliotis rubra (blacklip abalone), 5389 nucleotides. Its product is annotated as sacsin-like. Gene Ontology annotation, molecular function: Hsp70 protein binding. Lineage: Eukaryota; Metazoa; Mollusca; Gastropoda; Lepetellida; Haliotidae. The coding region runs from base 297 to 3884 and encodes 1195 amino acids. The record is from RefSeq and is a predicted model, not a curated record. The transcript has a single exon.
CUCAAGACAUGUCAGAACCAGUCAGCUGAAGGCAGGCCUAACACUGUUGGGGUUACGAGGGGAAGAAGAUGUGACAUCUGCAGAACUUUUGACAACGGCAAACCUCAUUCAGAGUUUGAAUACUUCCAGUAAACAGACUGCAUUGUCCAAAGCGAGAGCUCUUGUUACAUUUCUCACUCGUCAUAAAGAACUAUGACCAGGAUUCUCUAUCUGAAUUACAGGGAAUACAGUGCAUCCCGUGUAUUUCACAGAAGCCAGAUUUCUAUCCAAGUCUACUUCAGUUUCAAGGGGAAAUUAUGAUGCUUGGAACAUCAAACAAUACUUGCAGUUCUAAAUAUGUACAUGUAGUAGGAUCAGUCACAAGUGUAGCUGAAGAAAUGGCACAGGCAGUGGAAAUACUAUUUGGAUUGAAUGUUCCUCCUUCAGCUAUUGCUGUCAUUAAACAUUUACAUAAUCUCUCAGCAUCAUACCAUUGUGUAGGACAUCACUUGUACAUGACCAUGUUGCACAAUGUCUACAAGCAUUUGUCAUCAGAGAGGUUGAGCAUGGAACACAUUCAAGCACUGAGUGGAUUCCCCUCAGUAUGGGUAGACAUAGAUGAAGGGUUUAAGCAUCCUUCAACAGUAUUCAUAGAUCCGAAGAUUGUAGACAUUGAUUUAAAACCUUACCUAUUUGCUCUUCCAUCCAUGCUUCAUCAAUGGCGCAGUUUGAUGCUGGCAUUUGGAUGUAACCAGGAACUUACACCACAGUUGCUGACAGGGGUUCUCCAAAACAUCAAAUCAAAACAUGACUCAUACAGUGAAGGUGACUUCAGAGAAGAUAUUUCCACCAUACAAUUGGAAGUUCAGAAAGAUUUACCCAUUGUUCUACAAAUUGUCAACAGUUUGUCAAAAGAACAAGUAAUGCUUGAAAAUCUCCUUCUUCCUAUCCAUCAAAAGGACAAAUCACGCCUGACUCUAUUGUGUGUCAAUGAGUGUACAUACAGCGACUGGCUGAAUGAGGAGACUGAGUCAGAGGAUGGUGAGUGUGAUGUUCACUAUCUUCAUCAGUCUAUUUCCAAAACAACUGCACAAAUGCUAGGAGUCAAUAUUUCAGAUGAUAGAGACUAUGAUUAUCAUCAGUCAGAAUCAUUGCCAACACGACUGAAUUCUAUACUGACUGCAUAUGUUGAUGGAUUGUCUAUUCCAAAGGAAAUGAUUCAAAAUGCAGAUGAUGCUGGCGCAACAGAAGUAUGUUUUCUUUAUGACGAGAGGCAAAAUUGGGAUGCAAGAACUUCUCUUAUCGAAAGGGAAAUGGCUUCAUUACAAGGACCUGCACUCUGGUCUUUUAACAAUGGUACAUUUAAGGAGACAGAUUUUAAGAAUUUCAUAAAGUUAGGUGGUGCCACAAAAGAUGCAGAUACUUCCACAAUAGGGAAAUAUGGGUUAGGGUUUAGCUCCGUGUUCAAUCUUACAGAUGUUCCAAGUUUCAUCAGUGGAAAUACUAUGGUGAUUUUGGACCCACAUGGCUCAUACUUAGGAAAACAAGGGUUGAGAGCAAAUCUGAAAAGUGCCAGAAACAAAGCUACAAUGAGAAAUCAAUUUAAACCAUUCCAGGGUGUGUUUGGUUGUGACUUCAAUAGGGAAGUAAUCUGCAAUGGCACUUUAUUCCGGUUGCCACUUAGGACAGCAGAGCAGGCUAGUGCAAGUGACAUCAGUAGUACUUGUUACAGUAGGAAGGAGGUAAACGCUCUGUUCAAAAAGUUUGUUGGUGCCUGUGGAAACCUCCUUCUGUUUACACAGAAUGUGAAAUCUUUAAAGUUUUUAUUUGUGCCCUCCGAAGGAGAUCCUCAGUCCCCACAGCUAUUAGUGGAGGUUGUAAAGCAUGUUAAAAUACCACCUACUACUCUACCGAAAGGUGACAAAAUAAAGAGGGAGAGUAUUUUGGUUCAUGCGUCUAAGGAGUGGCAGAGACUAGCACAGCAAAAUGAUAGUUUAUCAAUAGCUGAAAGGGUUGACGUUGAGGUAGGUCUUUCCAACAACAUAAAAGAGUUUGAGCGGAAAUGCAGUGUGGGGCGAGGAUCAGUGGAAUGGGUUAUUGUAUGGAACACAGGAGGGAAGGAGUCCUACAAGUUUGCAUCAUCUGGAGAACUGAAGCAUCUGCUCCCACUGGCUGCAGUUGCAAUACCAGCGACAGAUCUGAGCAUGUGUCCCUGUGGGUUCUACAAGAAGGGACAUCUGUUCACUUUCCUUCCACUACCAAUACAAACUCCAUUUCCAUUUCAUAUCAAUGCAACAUUUGCACUCACCAAAGACAGAAGAGAGCUACUUAGAAAAACAGAGGAUGACAAGUUCAUGUAUGGAGUUGAAUGGAACAACAUAUUACUUCGGGAUGUUGUGACCAGAGCAUUAGUUGCUGCAUUAAAAUAUGUAGACUUACACUCAGUAUCAACAGCACAGUAUUACCAGCUGUGGCCUUGCAGCCCAGAACAAACUGACUAUCUUGGUAAAGGUUUCUAUAGAAUGAUUGUUGAUGAGAAACAGGAGAUGUUUGUAGAAGAAAGAACAAAAGAAAGAUGGCCUCUCAAAACCAUCAGGUAUUUGGAUAAGGUCAUAAGAAACCAUCCAAACAUUGGAGACAUUUCUUUCAAAGCUGUGGAGAAGUUUUGGAAUUGUGAAAGUGAAGUUGUUAUGGACAUCCCAAGCAUUGUACUGGACUGCCUCUUCAAACAGACAGGCUGUGGCAAGGAUCGCUGUGUGACAGUAGAAAACUUCUUCUGUCGUGUCUUUUUCCCAAAUUUUGAUGAUGAAUAUUGGGAAACAAGAGAUAGGGACUCCCUGACCGUCUUUGCAAUAAAGUGCAAUAACACUGCAAUUCAUCAGCAAGUAGAGGCUAAGAAAUGUAUCCGGACAUCUCAUAGCGGCACAUUGAAAAGACCGAAGGAUUGCAUUGAUCCAUUUGGAGUAUGUGCUAAGCUGUUCUCAGCCGAAGAUGACAUGUUUCCAGACAAAUAUUUCUGGCCAGUUAUUGAUGGUCUUCAUCGAGCUGGAAUGCUACAAGACAAUUUGCCCUGGAAUAUAUGUGUUGAAAGGGCAAGUACAGUCUCUGAACUAUACUUCACAGAUUAUGAAGGGGCAAUUCAAAGGUGUAAGAAUAUAUUACAGUAUCUGGGACACCACAUCAAUCCAUCAAAUGCAUGUCUCAAACCAUGUCCACAAGUUGUUUUAAAAAAACUUCGAAAUAUCAAGUUUCUGCCAGUGCUUCUAUGUCCCGAGAGCUGGAAGUUUGUUUGGAAGGCGAAUGAAACAGAUUGUGCUCUGUCAGCCCCUAAUGAAACAUUUCGAGAGGACACAAGUAAUUUGGUUGGAUGUACUCAACUUAUUUUAGAUGAAACUCAACUGCGCUCGGACAUAUCUGACAAGAAAAUGACUGAUGUUCUUCACUUACUUGGUGUGAAGAGCAGAGAUGACAUUACAGUCAAAAGUGUUACCUUACAACUGCUUUCUAUUUCGGAGGCUUUACAAGACAGUGGGCUAGAUCUAGAAAUGCCUGACUGUGAACUCAAAAAAAUAUGUACAGAAAUUUACAGUCACAUGAACACAUUGUAUCAAAAUAGUUCCAGCGAAGGUAAGAAGGAGUUCAAAAGAUAUGUGUCAGAGCACUUGCAUGGAAAACAGACAAUCUUGGUAGGAAACAAACUGGUGAAACCCAAACAGGUAGUUCUCCACAAGCAAAGUAGUAGGAAACCAGGCAUGUAUACACUGGACCAAAGUUUUGAGGAAUAUUUGCAACUAUUUGAAUUAUUUGGCAUGGUAGAGAACAAUACCACAGGUUUUGGAUGUUGUUUUGCAGUGAUGUGUUUGGCUUUGGUCUUUGCACUUUCUUAUGGUUUAUAUAGUCUAUAGACUUCUGUUACACCUCAUUACGCUCAGUUUUCUUGUCAGUCUGGUUGAUUGUAGAGUUUCAAUGUUGUACACUCUCAGAGACUAUACACCAUCAUAUACUGUGGUACAUUAUAAAGCUCAGUUGUACACUCUCAGAGACCAUACACCGUCAUAUACUGUGGUACAUUAUAGAGCUCAGUCCAGGGAACACUGGCCCUAGAUCCGUUCACCAGGAGCACUCCUAAGAUUUCUGCUUGUGUUUAUGAACCUAUCACCAUGCGGCUUUAUCUUUGCUUGUAUCAUCCAAGAAUUGGUAAUCCUGCCGCUCUGUAUUAACACUGUUAGAAUCUUGGAGAAAACCUACAAUGACAGAUACAUUGAGGUCAAGAUUGCAGUGGUGCUCUAUCGUGGAGGAAAUGAUUUUGUUGAAAUACUACCCAUGACAAACUGCUUAAAACAUUCACUUGGUAAGAUUAAGAGAGCAAGACUAAGCUGGAAAGUUUCACUUGAAUGUAAGAACAAGGAGAAAGUCUAAAGACAAAUGUUUGUGGUGAGAUGCAUAAUUUGCCAAACCCACGGAAUUGGUUACCCCUUGCUUCAGAUGUGGUGACACUGGCUGUUCCAGAUUAAAUACCUCAAAUCUGUUGCCUGGCUGCAUAAAGUAGACUUGAAUAAACUUCCUGUCCAAACAUUGCUUCAGAUGUGGUGACACUUGCUGUUCCAGAUUAAAUACCUCAAAUCUGUUGCCCGGCUGCAUAAAGUAGACUUGAAUAAACUUCCUGUCCAAACAUUGCUUCAGAUGUGGUGACACUUGCUGUUCCAGAUUAAAUACCUCAAAUCUGUUGCCCGGCUGCAUAAAGUAGACUUGAAUAAACUUCCUGUCCAAACAUUGCUUCAGAUGUGGUGACACUUGCUGUUCCAGAUUAAAUACCUCAAAUCUGUUGCCCGGCUGCAUAAAGUAGACUUGAAUAAACUUCCUGUCCAAACAUUGCUUCAGACAAACAGCAACUGGAGAACUUGAGGACCAUUUUGGACCAGAAUCUCACAUGACUGCUAGGCUGUUCAAUGCUGCUGGAGAAAAUGCAAAACAUGUGGAAAAUGGAUGCAACUCCAUAGAAAGUUUGAAGGAAAAAGAGGCAGUUCACUUCACCCCCUGUUUAAACGUUAAACAUAAGUCUGUUGAACCUGAUCUAUAAAUGUGAACAUCCAUAUCUGCUCACAUCAUGAAAACCUAUAUAAGAAAGCUGUGACAUUCAUUGGCCAUGACUGUAUUCAUUAAAGAUGUGUGUAGGAGGAGGGACAUCAGUACAGGAACACCUGAUGUACGUUUUAUGGACACUAUACUUACAUCGGUAUGGGUAAUACAUACAAUAUGUGUGUCUAUGUAUGCAUGGGAACUGUAUCCAUGUGAAGCAAAUAAAUGUGCAGGAUUCACAUGCACAUUGAAUUAUUAUUGCAUUGCUACCGCAAUAUAUUUAUGUGUAUAUCCUAAGAAAUGUGAUGUUACAAAUAGAAGAUGUAUCCAA